GAGAUCAUGGCCAAACGAGUCGCCAUCAUUGGAGCUGGUGUGAGUGGACUGACUUCCAUUAAAUGCUGUUUGGAAGAAGGUCUGGAGCCCACCUGUUUUGAGAGAAGUGAUGACAUUGGAGGUCUGUGGAAAUUUACUGAAAACUCUGGACAUGGAAUGACUCAAGUCUACAAAUCUGUGGUGACCAAUGUGUGCAAGGAGAUGACAUGUUUUAGUGACUUCCCCUUCCAAGAAGAUUAUCCCAACUACAUGAACCAUGCAAAGUUGUUGGAAUAUCUUCGUUCCUAUGUUGACCACUUUGACCUUCUGAAAUACAUUCACUUAAAGACGACUGUGUGCAGUGUGACAAAACGCCCAGACUUCUCUGUCUCUGGCCAGUGGAAUGUGGUGACAGAUAAAGAAGGGAAGCAAACUACAGCUGUCUUUGAUGCAGUCAUGAUUUGCACAGGACUCUACCAGAAUCCUCGCUUACCUCUAGAGUCCUUCCCUGGAAUCAACAUAUUUCAAGGCCAGACUCUGCAUAGUCAGGAAUACAGGAGCCCAGGACGUUUUCAGGGUAAAAAGGUCCUUGUGAUUGGGCUUGGGAACAGUGGAGGUGAUAUUGCUGUAGAACUCAGUCGUGUGGCAUCUCAGGUGUUUCUCAGUACUAGAAGUGGUACCUGGGUCCUCAGUCGUCUUUCUAAAGAUGGCUACCCCUUUCUUAUGAUCUUCACUACAAGAUUUCUUCACAUGGUUUCAGGCAUGCUGUUUUCGCCCUUAAGAAACUGGAUGAUGAUGAAACAAAUUACAAAAUGGUUUAACCACAAGAAUUAUGGAUUGAAUAUUCCUAAGGGGCAAACACAAACGUUAAUUAUAAAUGAUGAGCUCCCAAGCUAUAUCCUUUGUGGUGCUAUCACUGUAAAGGCCAACGUGGAAGAGUUUACAGAAACCUCUGCCAUCUUUGAAGAUGGGACAGUGGAAGAAGACAUUGAUGCAGUGAUUUUUGCUACUGGAUACACAUUCUCCUUUCCCUUCCUUGAAGAACCUACAAGAACUUUGUGCAAAAAUAGGAUCUACCUGUACAAACAUGUAUUUCCUUCAAACUUGGAAAAGUCAACAAUGGCUAUCAUGGGUCACAUCAGUGUUAAAGGAGCCAUCUUGCCAACUGUAGAACUCCAGGGACGAUGGGUCACAAGGGUCUUUAAGGGGUUAUGCAAGAUACCACCACCAAGUCAAUUGAUGGCAGAUGCUACCAGAAAGGAGGAGCUUGUUAAAAGGGGCAUCAUUCAGGAUCCCAACAAUGAGAAACUGGACUAUAUCGAUGUCUUGGAUGAACUUGCCAGAUAUAUAGGAGCAAAGCCCAGAAUUUUAUCUUUGUUCCUUAAGGAUCCCAGGCUGGGAAAAGAAGUUUUCUUUGGUCCCUGCACCCCUUACCAGUACCGACUGACAGGACCUGGGAAAUGGGAAGGAGCCAGAAAUGCCAUUUUGACUCAGUGGGACCGGACCCUCAAGCCCUUACAAACUCGAGUUGUUGAUGAUUUUUCUGAGCCUACUGUUGUGCCUCAUUGGCUAAAGAUCUGGUUGGGGACACCUGUGCUGUUCUUUGCUGUUUUGCUUGCUUAUAAAUCUUCCUUUCAUAUAAGAUUGUCUGGAAUAGGCAAACUAGGGAAUAGACUUUCCACUUACCUAGCCAGUAAUUGGCAAGGGUGAAUAACACCUAAGUAACAAGAACUCCUCUCUACCUCCUCUUCUAUCUGCUUCUCACAAACUUCCUCACAUGGUGGCAAGUAUAUAGAAUGGCAUUCAAGAAAGGGUCCUAGGAUUAGAUAGCACAAUUCAGUAUCCUUUUGCUGACAUACUUGUUCCUCCUUACUUUGCUGACUGGGCUCUGCUUCCUUGACGGGGUUAAUCUCAAUAAUCAUUUACCCUGGGCUCUAACCCCUUCCCUGGCUUUGUCAGCCUCUUCCACUUAAGCUAAAACUCUCAGUACUGACCUCUUCCAGUUCUCUUAUUUCAUGUUACCUAUGACUCAGAAAGGAACAGACUUGAAUAUUCAAUGGCACUGUCCCUUUUGGCCUAUUCUCUGACAAUUUGCAUAGCAUUAUUUUCUCCCCCCUCUGCUACAUGUACUUGAGGGUGCAUUUUUGUGAAAUCUCUACCUUUCUGUCAUGAUUGAUCCCUUAGGCUAUCACAAUUGGCCACACAGAUGUUAUUUGCCUGAUUUUAUCUUUCUUAUUCUACCCCACCCCUAAACUCACCAAACUUUCUUGUUUCUGUUCAGAUCAUCAUCUUUCUGGAAACUCAGAUGUUUUAACCUCUUUAUUCAUCUCUUAAUCAGUUUCUCCCCCUCUCCCUUCCAUCUUUCUCAAAACUGUUUUCUUGCCUAAUACAAACUACUGAGUCCCUCCAAGAUCUCAUUCAACCCUAAUUUUCCAGUCUUGUUUCAAAUAAAAUGAAUAACAUAUCCAGGGCACUUUACUAACAUCAAAUUACUAUAUAAAUUUUAGCUA
Gracilinanus agilis (Agile Gracile Mouse Opossum) is the source of this 2489-nucleotide messenger RNA. Its product is annotated as dimethylaniline monooxygenase [N-oxide-forming] 4-like. The record is from RefSeq and is a predicted model, not a curated record. NCBI's taxonomy places the organism in Eukaryota, Metazoa, Chordata, Mammalia, Didelphimorphia, Didelphidae. Gene Ontology annotation, molecular function: N,N-dimethylaniline monooxygenase activity; flavin adenine dinucleotide binding; NADP binding. The transcript is spliced from 8 exons. Bases 7 to 1689 code for a protein of 560 amino acids.